UUCUAAUAACUCAAAAUGAAGGUCAAACGAGUCAAAGGGGCCAAGAAAAUGAUCAAUUUUUACAAGAAUUCYUUCGGAAUAUUUGAGCCAUUUCAAGUGCUGAUUGAUGUUACGUUCUGCCAGGCUGCUAUCCUUGGGAAAGUACUGCUGAAAGAACAAAUACCAAAAUACUUCGACGCCAAAGUUCAACUGGUUACAACAGCCUGUAUCUUAGAAGAAGGAAAGUCCCUUGGACCAUCACUUAGUGGUGCUGUUUCUAUAGCAAAGAGAUUUCAAGUUAGAGUAUGUGGACACAAAAAAAAUCCAGUCCCAGCCACAGAGUGUAUCAAACAUCUAAUAGGAACAAACAAUCCAAACAGAUACUUUAUAGCAACACAAGACAGAGAGCUUCAGUCCCACUUGCAGACUAUACCAGGCGUACCACUUUUGUACUUAAAUCAUAAUUGUAUUGUCCUUGAAAAACCAACAGCACUUUCAAGUGAAACUGCUCAAGAGGUCCAGGAUUCAAGAAUAGACCCCACCAGCCAUGAAAAAGAUGUCAUMCAAAAACUCAAAGGAACAUUACCCGAAAAAGAACAAAAUCACAGGAAGAGAAAAAGGCCAGGAGGACCAAAUCCCUUAUCGGUGAAGAAGAAAAAAGUAAAAUCUGAUGGUAAACAAAAAGCAAUAUUGAGUGAACAAAAGAAGAAAAGGGUAAGGAAAAGAAAGAAAGGCAAGAUGGCAGCCCAUGUACUACAAGCCUUAACAGGRCAAAGCUGACAAAUCAUUCUUAUAAGUUCUUUUAUUACAAAUGAAUCAGAAAUGUGAAAAUAAAGUAUUUUUAAAUUA
Messenger RNA from Exaiptasia diaphana, 828 nucleotides. RefSeq names its product rRNA-processing protein UTP23 homolog. The coding region runs from base 16 to 759 and encodes 247 amino acids. Gene Ontology annotation, molecular function: small ribosomal subunit rRNA binding. The transcript has 7 exons. Gene Ontology annotation, cellular component: nucleolus; small-subunit processome. The record is from RefSeq and is a predicted model, not a curated record. Lineage: Eukaryota; Metazoa; Cnidaria; Anthozoa; Actiniaria; Aiptasiidae.